AUGGAGUUGAUGCUUGAUGGGACGCCACCAUCGAUUCAUAUACUAGAACGGCGACGUAUUCAGCAGUCACUCCACAUCCCAUUUUUCCCGUUCAACCCUUUCGCCAAUCCAAGUCUUGGCUACCUAAUGCAGAAGGAUAUGGAGGUGAUCAAGCUUUUGUGGCCGACUAGGAUCAAGAACAAAACACCUGCUUCCAUCCAAAUCAACACUGAACAUAUCUUCAAGGAGGCUUGGGAGCACUAAGAAGUCGACAUCCAACCACCAAAGCAGAAAAUCACUGAUGCCAUUGAGUUCACAGAUUAUCGCCUCCGGAAGUGCAAAGAGUUUGAGGACCUUAUACGUCGGGUCCGAUGGAACAACAGCAUAGACCAAGAUGUGCAGUGGGAGACGUCUCAGAAGGACUUGAAUCGCGCACGCUCCGUGUGGGAACGAGCUCUCGAGGUGGAUUAUCGGAACCAUACGCUUUGGCUUAAAUAUGCAGAGGUGGAGAUCGUGAAGAAUAAGUUCAUCAACCACGCCCGCAACAUUUGGAACCUGGCGGUGGCACUGUUGUCGAGGGUAGAUCUAGACCGGCUGUGUUACAAGAACAUUCACAUGAAGGAGAUGUUCAGCAAUGUCGCCAGUGUGAGCUGAGUCUUUGAUAGCGAGAGGUGGAUGAAUUGGAUUCCAGACCAGCGGGCUAUAUGGCUCUCGUACAUCAAGUUCAAACUAAGCUACAACAAGGUCGAGCGUGCUAGGUAGAUUUUCGAACGGUUUGUUCUAUGUCACCCUAAGGUCAGCAUGAAAUUUGGAAGAGAGUGUACGUGGGAAAUAAGGAAAGGAUUUAGGGAGGUUUAUGAAAGGGCCAUUGCAAACUUGAGAAGCGUUACCGGCAACGGUACAUUUAUUUGUAGUAAGUUCUUUUUCAUGGUUGAGAAUUUGAUUUUUGAAAUUUAG
Messenger RNA from Carya illinoinensis, 936 nucleotides. Its product is annotated as crooked neck-like protein 1. NCBI's taxonomy places the organism in Eukaryota, Viridiplantae, Streptophyta, Magnoliopsida, Fagales, Juglandaceae. Gene Ontology annotation, molecular function: protein binding. Gene Ontology annotation, cellular component: precatalytic spliceosome; U2-type catalytic step 2 spliceosome; post-mRNA release spliceosomal complex. Gene Ontology annotation, biological process: spliceosomal complex assembly; mRNA splicing, via spliceosome. The record is from RefSeq and is a predicted model, not a curated record.